GCCACUGAAUUCCGACUAAAGGAACAUUCAACGAAAGUACAAUUAAGAGAAAAUGCUGCCAGUGAUAUGAGAGCACCUAAAACAGUUGCCCAAGAAUCAACAGAAGGGAUACAAUUGUUGGAGAUUGAUUCAGUUUCGACCAUUGUUAGGGAUCCAAAGCAGAUAACAAAUUACAAGUACAACUAUGGUAAAAACAAGGAUUCGAACGCUGACGAGUUAAACAAUAUAAUUGUUGAGCUUUUAAGCCAAAAACAACAAGGGGCGUAUUGUGUCAUCGAUAAAGAGCAACCAUACAUCAGGGAGUUUUUUCUGCGCGACUCAAACCGCGUACAAGAAUGUUUCUCUUGUCUCGAAAGAAACUGGAAAACAUCCAUGGUUUCCUCGUCCUCUACUUGUGCACCGAAGCAAGACCCAAGAGGAAUUUCAGCAUUUCUGGCAAGCAGUGAAACGAAAAACUCCACAGCUGAAGAACGUUGGCGUAUUUGGAACUGACGAAGAGUCUGCAGUUUAUAAUGGUAUAUUGUCAGAGUGCGAUGGCAAAACCAUACAUCUUUUGGGAUUAGAGCAUGUUAAGGCGAUUGUUGAAUGGAAACUUGACGAGCUCAAGUUUCCAAACGCGUCUAAAAGGCGCAUUAUCUCAGACAUAUCUGGAGGAAAAUUAACACAGAAGAAUGAGGGAUGAGAUUAGUCGUCACCUUCCACAAGGCGUAAAAAAAAU
Dendronephthya gigantea is the source of this 718-nucleotide messenger RNA. RefSeq lists its product as uncharacterized. The transcript is spliced from 2 exons. The coding region runs from base 67 to 492 and encodes 141 amino acids. The record is from RefSeq and is a predicted model, not a curated record. Lineage: Eukaryota; Metazoa; Cnidaria; Anthozoa; Malacalcyonacea; Nephtheidae.